CUCUGCUUGCUGCAGCCGGUUCGUUCUACGCGCCUUGAUUUUGGCCUGUCGAACCAGGUGCCUUCAUGCGGACCCAGCAUGGGCCACCCCAUAGGACCCAUUGUCCCGGCGGCUCUUCGCUCGUCGCCAUUAGACCAGCAACUAUGACCCCCAUCUACUCUCUCUAUUCUAGGACCACGGCGCCUACAGGAGCCUGGCCUUGGGAUAUUUCUGUAACAUGAUGCAGGAGUCGAAUUGCUUGGGCGACAAAUACCUUGCAAGCCCCAGUGUCAGUUCUUUCGGACUUUCCCCCUCUCUGUCUCGUGUGGUGCUUUGUUAUUCAUUCCAAUAAAGCUGGGCUCGUUGCUGCAACUCUUUGACUAUUCACUUUUUGUUGAACUGGGAAAAUAUAUCUUCUUUCUCGUCUCGAUAUUCAUUUCUUCCAAGCUGCAUAUAUUCUCGUUGUGAGACCAACAUAUCGCCAGACGAUGACAAGGUCUCAUACUCGUCAUGUCUCUGUGAGAGGCUCCAUCCUAAUGCUUCUGGCAAUCAUGACUACAAAUACAUCCGCAAACCACGGGCUGAAUCUACACCACAAACGUGCCGACACUUGCUCUGAAUCCUCGCAGAAGUGUAGUGGCGCCGGCUUACCAGAUAGCUUUUGUUGCUCCUCAUCUUCAACCUGCAUUGGCAUAGACGGCGGGAGCUCAGUUAUCUGCUGCCCUGAAGGCCAGGAUUGCUCUUAUAUCCAGCCUAUAACAUGCGACGUAACGAAGCAAAAUGCCAGCCUCCAUCCAAAUAAUGUCAUCAAAACAACCCGACUAGAUGACGACUUGCCCAAAUGCGGGAAAGCAUGCUGCCCGUUUGGAUACACCUGCCAGGGGAAUUUUUGUGCUGUGGACAAUACUGCAUCGUCUUCCACUUCGACCAGCACGACAAAAUCCACCUCUACCCCCACCUCUACCUCGUCGGAGUCUACAUCGGAGUCUUCCACGGACCAUUCCACCGAGUCUUCUACUGCGACUGAUGCCGAAACGACAACUGACUCUGCGAUUCCUAUCGCGGGUGACCUAUCUUCCAUAACAGCCGUCGACUCAUCAAGUAUCGCAGAACCAACCCCUAAUGCUUCACAGUACUCUGCUGCUUCUUGCAACAACGUUUCGGAGACCGAGAAUUCCUGCCCUGCUUUCCCAACCAACGCCGUUCUAGCAGGCUUCUUCCCUGGCUCCGUUUUCGGUGCCGUGGCCGCCUUGAUACUAACGGUCUGUAUUCGGAGACAACGAAGAAACAAACUCCCACCAGGCGAAAAGCUCCACAAAAGCGCAUUUCGCAAAUCAACGGGCACACUAAUCGGCAUAUCUGAACCCAUUCCGUCGGACGACAGCUCUUUCCGCACGGACUUUCUCCUCAGUAGAAAUUCUAAACGUAACUCUGAAGGAUCCCGUUCUGUCCUCCAACGCAGCAGGUCUCGGGUAAAGAGCCUCUUCAGUGCAAGCCCAAAACCGACCCCAGCGCCAGCGGAGGAUAUACCGGCCGUGCCGCCUGUACCAGCCGUCCUACCUUUACCAGUGACUCCUCGACAGGCCCCGCGGCAACCCAGCACGGAAAGCAUCCGUGUCUACACGCCCCCUGGCGUAUUCAAUACCACAGGAGCCCUUCACCCCUCGCCCUACCCAGACCAGCAGCGGCCCAACACGACCCUGACCGAGAUUCUCGACCGAGCGCAAGCGCAAAUGCAAGCCUCUGAAUCGGCUCCUGCCAGCACUGCCAACAGCAAAGCCAGCAGUACAGCCGCCAACAAUGCAAACCAGCGCUUUCUGCUCCCUCCGCCGCAGCAACUAGGCCGGCGCAAACAGUUACCUUAUUAAACUUGCGCAUUCGGGUUUCACGUCUUAUCAACCCAUAUUCAAUAACAUUACUUCGUACCGCAUAGUUUGAUUGGGAUGCACAAUCCACGCAUUGCAAUACUCUACAUUUCCGUUUCAUUGCGAAUCUGGCGUGAAUUGCAGUCUAGCAUUUCAGCGAGCAUAUUUUCUUUGUGUAUUAACUUUAUGUUUAUAUCACCUUGUAAUGCAGCAGGCUGCUAGAGCAGAAUACAUAUAAUUAAGACAGAAUAUCUUUAUAUGAAUAUCAAC
Aspergillus versicolor CBS 583.65 is the source of this 2114-nucleotide messenger RNA. RefSeq lists its product as uncharacterized. The coding region runs from base 468 to 1847 and encodes 459 amino acids. The transcript has a single exon. The record is from RefSeq and is a predicted model, not a curated record. Lineage: Eukaryota; Fungi; Ascomycota; Eurotiomycetes; Eurotiales; Aspergillaceae.